Molecule: messenger RNA, 2012 nt
Organism: Falco peregrinus (peregrine falcon)
Lineage: Eukaryota; Metazoa; Chordata; Aves; Falconiformes; Falconidae
Gene: PRIM2
Product: DNA primase subunit 2
Exons: 14
Coding region: 89-1618 (509 amino acids)
Biological process (GO): DNA replication, synthesis of primer
Cellular component (GO): alpha DNA polymerase:primase complex
Source: RefSeq, a predicted model, not a curated record
UGGCGUGGCGGAAGUGGGCGGGGCAGGCCGUGCGCGGGAAGCUGGGGAGCUCGGCCGCGGCGCGGCAGCAGGCCCGGCGGCGGCGGCGAUGGAGUUCUCCAGCGGCCGAACGCGGCUGAAGCAGGCGCGGGUGGCCGGGGACCGGCGGGAGCUGUACCCCCACAGCCUGCAGUUCUACCUGGAGCCGCCCACUGAAAGCAUCUCUCUGGUGGAGUUCGAGAGCUUGGCCAUCGACCGCCUGAAGCUGCUCAAGGUAGUUGAAAACCUUGGUGUGAGCUAUACUAGAAAUAGCGAUUUUUACAAAAGCAAGCUGGAGGCUGAGCUCCGGAAACUUAAGUUUCCUUACAAAGCUUUGGCUGAGGAUGACUAUGAGGCAAGAAGAAAAGACCAUAUCUCCCAUUUCAUACUGCGCCUUGCGUACUGUCAGUCAGAGGAUCUCAGGCGUUGGUUUCUUCAACAAGAAAUGGAUCUCUUGAGAUACCGCUUCAAUGAACUAACUGACAGUUUAAGACAGAAAUUCCUGGAACAUGUUCACUUAUCAUUUGAAGCUGUUAGUGAAGACCUGAAAAGUGAAUUGGCAAAUGAGCUGUGUGCAUCAACCCCUGGCCUCACUGCAAAUAAAAUGAAAGAACAAAUGUUCUAUAAGGUUGGACUUGCAGAUGCUGUAGAUCUAUUUAGAGCCAGAAGAGUGUUCAUUAAAGACGGAUUUGCAUAUGUGCCACUAAAGGACGCUGAUUCAAUUGUUUUGAGUAACUAUAGAACAAAGUUAUCUAAAGCACUGGCGCUGACAGCACGAUCGCUGCCUUCCAUACAGUCUGAUGAGAGACUACAACCUCUCCUUAAUCAUCUCAGCCAUUCUUACAUUGGCCCAGAUUACAGUGUGCAGAGGAACACUGGAAAAAUUUCUCUAGAACAGAUUGAUGCUCUUUCUGUGAAGUCAUUCCCUCUUUGCAUGCGCCAGUUGCACAAAGCCCUACGUGAUAACCAUCAUCUCCGUCACGGAGGCCGUAUGCAAUAUGGACUGUUCUUAAAAGGCAUUGGCUUGACUCUGGAACAGGCACUGGAAUUUUGGAAGAAGGAAUUUGUCAAAGGAAAAGUGGAUGCAGACAAGUUUGACAAAGGUUAUGCUUACAGCAUUCGCCACAGUUAUGGGAAAGAAGGAAAGAGAACUGAUUAUACUCCGUACAGCUGCAUGAAGAUUAUCAUGUCCAAUCCACCAAGUCAAGGGGAUUAUCAUGGGUGCCCAUUCCGCCACUGUGUUCCUGAGCUGUUGAGGCAGAAGCUGCAGUCAUACAAGGUUCCUCCCAGUGGAAUAACUCAGAUCCUGGAAUUGGUGAAGGGCAUGCAUUACCAGCUGGCCUGUCAGAAGUACUUUGAGUUGGUGCAUGAUGUUGAAGACAUUGGGUUUUCUCUGAAUCAUCCUAAUCGGUAUUUUACAGAGAGUCAAAGGCUGUUAAGUGGUGGUAGAGAACUGAAGAAGGAAUUAAGUAAUUCAGGAACCUCUCAACAAAAAAGUAAUAGUCAGGAAAACAUGAAUUCGAAUACUACUCCCACCUCUUCAAAUACAACAGAUGAUGCAGAACUGGAGGGACUGGAGGCAUACUUCACUGAGGACUGAGCAGCUGUGUUACUUGCGUUUUUUCAUUCUGGUUUGGUUUUGGUUUUUGUGUGUGUGUGUUUGGGAUUUUUUUCUUUCUUUCAUUUUUUCCCUUCUCUGGCUGAGUUUGUCCCUAAACUAAGGAAUAUGCACUUCACUACCUGGAAGACACAGACAUGUAGUGCUUUCAGUAGGCUGGAGGGAGAGAUAACUGUAAUUGCACCUAGUACUUACUCUUACUGCUUUGGGACAUUGUUUUAUGUGGAAGGAUGGGAAAUAAAAGUUCCUUCCCAAUUAUUAAAUGGUUUUUGUCUAACUUACCUUUUUUGGUUUUCUUCAAAAUGUUUAAAUAUUUGUAUCCCAUUUUAUGGUCACUUUUAUAUGUUUCUUCUUAAUAAAUAAAUUGCAAAGCAGA